Macrobrachium nipponense is the source of this 2279-nucleotide messenger RNA. Its product is annotated as monocarboxylate transporter 12-B-like. Gene Ontology annotation, biological process: transmembrane transport. Lineage: Eukaryota; Metazoa; Arthropoda; Malacostraca; Decapoda; Palaemonidae. Gene Ontology annotation, cellular component: membrane. Bases 308 to 1843 code for a protein of 511 amino acids. Gene Ontology annotation, molecular function: monocarboxylic acid transmembrane transporter activity. The record is from RefSeq and is a predicted model, not a curated record. The transcript has 5 exons.
ACGUGAAGAUUCAGUGGGUGCCAUUGGACGUGGUCAUUUCAACCGAAUCACUUCGAGAGUUUCAAAUUGUUGGAUAACCUUCAGCUGAAGCGGAGAUCGCUUAGGAGACGCAACAUACUGUGAUAAGCGCCAUAAGGAAUAACUGUGGUCUUUCAUUUUUGAUCAAGUGACAAUCGUUUUAAGUCUGUGGCAGAUUGCUUGUUUAUUUCUUCGCUUUUAUUUUCAGAAAGAAAAAAAAAAUAGUUUUCUGACCGGUACCAAAGGCUUGCAACGUAGAAAAGGAACAUAAAGGCCUGAUUCAGUUGUGAUGACAGACUCAGAUACAACAGUGUUUGGUUUCAGGUAUCGAAACAAAGCUUUUGAAGGUGACGAAAGUCCUGGAGAGCGAAACACAGAAAUAAGAGGAAACGAACCAGUAGCGCGCAACGUCUCAGACGCCGACGACUUUGCAGAAACAUCUGGGAAAGUUGCAGUUGACGGCAGUGCAACAAGGGACAGUGUCCAUGAAAAUGCGGCAUCAACGAGAGGGGUGGAAAACGAAAAUUCGGACGAAGGCUUCGACGACCCACCUGACGGCGGAUGGGGCUGGAUUGUUGCUAUUGGGGCGCUACUUUGUCAGGUGUUGGUGAAUAUCAUAUUAUCGUCGUUUGGAAUCCUUUAUUCGAAAUAUCUUCUAGACCUCCAGACCUCUGCUUUGGUAUCAUCUUGGAUAUAUAACUCGAUGGGGUUUAUAAUGAUGCUGUCAGGGGUGUUUCUGAAGGCCUUCGUAGAAGAAUUCGGCUUAAGAAUGACAGGUUCCAUAAGCACCAUUCUCACUUCUAUUGGCAUUUCUGCUACGGCCUUUGCCAAUUCACCUUGGUUUAUCAUGUUCUUUUAUUCCUUCGUAGCUGGUAUAGGUACUGGAUUGCUGGGAUGUCUCUCAUAUGGAAUUGUCACGUAUUAUUUCAAGAGGCGCAUCGGCAUUGCAAAUGCAAUAAUGUCGUCCGGAGUCUCCACGGGACAGAUCAUUGGACCGCUACUCAUCACGCGUCUACAGGAUCACUAUGCAUUCCAAGGAAGUCUUCUGAUUAUGGGCGCCUUUUACCUCAAUGGCCUAGUCGGUAAUAUGGUAUUCCAUCCCCCAGAAUGGCACAAGAAAAAGCCAACAGCUCUUCCGAGGGCGACCAAGAGUGGUCACAGCAUCGCUGAAGUAGUUCUCAGGAUCUUGAGAAACGCCUUGAAAACCCUGAUUCUCAUUAAAUCGCCGGUCGCUUCUAUUGUAGCAAUAGGGGCCGCCAUUAACCUCAUCUCUUAUCUCAAUUUUCUGACAGCUCUGCCUUUCGCUAUGCAAGAGGAAGGAUUCUCAGUUGAUGACGCUGCGUAUUGUCUCUCUCUCUCUGGUCUCGCUAGUCUCGUUGCCAGGCUCACGAUUUCGAUUGUUUCCGACUAUUCUUGCAUGAGUAAAAGGUACCUCUACAUGGGAGGAACACUAACAGUUAGCAUCUUCUCAGUCGCUUUCUGCUUCAUGCCGAGCCUGACCUUCAAAAGCGUCGCCAUGGGGAUCUGGGGCGGCGGCGUUGGAGUUUACAUGGGUCUCAUGAACCUAAUUAUGAUAGAAUUCGUUGGACGCGAACAACACAUGAAUGUCUUAAGUUUCAACUUCUUUGCUUCGAGCAUUUGCUUCAUCACUUCUGGCCCAGUUCUGGGGUUCGUCCGGGAUGUCAGUGGAAGCUACACCUACAGUUUGCUAUGUCUUGCGGCAUCGACUAUGUUCGCUUUCCUUAUGUUCCUAUUCCUACCAGCCGCCCAGGCUUAUGAAAAGAGGAACAAAGAAGAAUUAGAAAACAAAAAUGAGAAUGUCUAGUCCAUUAAAAGGUGAAAAAGAGAAAAUCUUGUUGAGAUUCCAAGCUUUAAUAGAGAUCGCUUCAAUGAAAUUCGAUUCAGGCUCGUUUGUUCUCUGUACGAAUGCAAAAUAUCAGAUGCGAAGACGAUAAUAAAAGUCAAGAGAGGUUUCCGAAAAUACAAAAUUAACCUUUCGUUAUUUUAUAUCAUUUGAUUUGAGAUAUUUGCAUGUUCUUUCAUAAGCGUUAAUACAUUUCUUUUACAUCCAAAGGUGUUCAUUCUUGUUCCUUUUUCUCUUAACACGUUUAUGUUUCUCUACUUUAAUUUCAGAUGUCUGGAUUUUCCUUCUAAAAUAAUAUAGAUUAUUUUUCUGACUCCGAGCUUAAGCUUUGAACUAUGUAGCCAGAGUUUAGUCGAAUGUGUUGGGUUGCAGCUGAAGGUCAUUGACUCUUCAACAU